Molecule: messenger RNA, 1811 nt
Organism: Terrapene triunguis (Three-toed box turtle)
Lineage: Eukaryota; Metazoa; Chordata; Testudines; Emydidae
Product: angiopoietin-related protein 3-like
Exons: 7
Coding region: 45-1433 (462 amino acids)
Biological process (GO): cholesterol homeostasis; triglyceride homeostasis; phospholipid catabolic process
Source: RefSeq, a predicted model, not a curated record
ACAUCUCUGUUCAAAACUACCUUAGGACAUUGGAAACAGACACCAUGAAAAUAGCUCUCGUCUUUCUUUUCAUUGCCCCUUUUGCUAUUUCAAGUAAAAUUGACAAGGACUACUCUUCCAUUGAUUCUGCACCUCCUGAGCCAAACUCAAGAUUUGCCAUGUUAGAUGAUGUGCGGAUUUUAGCUAAUGGGCUUCUCCAGCUUGGGCACGGCCUUAAAGACUUUGUCCACAAGACCAAGGGGCAAAUGAACGACAUCUUUCAAAAACUGAACAUUUUUGACAAGUCUUUUUAUGAGCUCUCACUGCAAACCAAUGAAAUCAAGGUAGAAGAAGAAGAGCUCAGAAAAACAACUUCCAGAUUGCAGGCCAACAAUGAAGAGAUAAGGAAUAUAUCCCUCGAGCUGAACUCAAAGAUUGAAGACCUAUUACAAGACAAGAUCCAGCUUCAAGAGAAAGUAGGGGGGCUGGAAGAGAAAGUAAUUAAAUUAGUCCACAUCCAGCCUGAAGUUCAAGAACCGAAAGAAAUGACUUCACUCAAAAAUUUUGUACAGCAACAGGACAACCACAUUAGGCAACUUCUCAAAGUUGUACAAGAACAGCAUGCACAACUUGAUAAACAGCACAAUCAAAUAAAGGAGCUGGAAGAGAAGCUAAGCAAUACAAGUUUCCAAGAAAACACAGAGAGUUCAUUUUCUCUGAAGCAAACUGAACCAAAGAUCAUUCCCCUUCCUUCACAUAAUUCCACAGCUCCAGUUCAGGAAUUCAAUGGUGUUGCUACUGAUUGCACUGCCCUUUAUAAGAGAGGUGAACGGACGAGUGGCAUUUACUCUAUUAAACCCAACGGAUCUGAAGCUUUUAAUGUCUAUUGUGAAAUGAAAUCUGACAGCUCAUGGACAGUCAUUCAAAACAGAGUUGAUGGAUCACUAGAUUUCAACCAAACCUGGGAGAGCUAUGCAAAUGGUUUUGGAGAUCUCAAAGGGGAAUUUUGGUUGGGACUAGCGAAGUUAUAUUCCAUUGCUAACCAAGCUGACUACAUUUUACGUAUUGAGCUGAAAGACUGGAAAGAUAAUAAACGUUACGUCGAGUACACAUUCACCCUGGGAAGCCCAGAAACAGACUACACACUUCAUCUUUCAGAGAUCUCAGGGAAUAUUCCCAAUGCACUGCCUGAACAAACAAAACUGAGGUUCUCUAUGAUGGAUCAUGACAAUGCUACAAAGAGAGAUUUCAACUGUCCAGAAAGAUAUUCAGGUGGCUGGUGGCACAGAGCGUGUGGGGAAACCAAUCUGAAUGGAAAAUAUAUCAAACCAAGAUCAGAAGGAAAACUGGAAAGGAGACGAGGAAUAUACUGGAAGCCUCAGAAAGGAAGAUUCUAUUUGAUCAAGUCAACCAAACUGAUGAUACAUCCUACGGAUUUAGAAAGUUUUGAGUGAAACCUCAUUCUGAUGUGUUUAAUUGGACACAUAUUCACUGAACAUUAAACAUAACAUGAACUAAUAAUCAGGGCUGAAUGCCCAAAUACAAGGCAUUACAUAUAUUCCAUACUACUCAAUGAUACAACACGGAGGAGUCUGCUAUGGUCUUAUGGUAUAUUUUGAGAAUAUUAUUAUUUUUUCCAAUAUAAAUAUAUUUCAAGUUCAAAACUACGUACGCAUCCCCACCUUUGAACACUAGUGCCUAGAAACUGGAUGUGUUUUUGAUAUUUUGGCAGACUGUAUUGCAUGUGGACAAGAAUUUUCAGGCCAAUGCAUUCGUUUCUGGAUUAUGUAGAGGAGAAUAAUCAAAAUGUUUCAAUAAAAAUAACAGACUGA